CGGACAAAAAGCGAUUAGCAGAUAUCUACCCCAUCAAACAGGGACUUCCCCGCGCGCGGCCCCGAGUGUAGGGCGAUAUCACUUUAUGUAUUAGGAUAUAUUAUGUCAAAUUCAUUAAUCGACCAUUGAGACAGCGAUCACAAUGGAGCCACAGUAUCUUGAUGCUUUAGUUGUUGGUGCCGGCUUUGGCGGCAUCUACCAACUUAAAAAACUUCUUGAUCAGGGUUUAAAUGUUAGGGCUAUUGAUAUAGCAGAUGAUGUCGGAGGCACUUGGUACUGGAACCGAUAUCCAGGAGCCAUGUCCGAUACCCAAUCAUUCCUCUACAGAUAUUCCUGGGACGAGGAAGAUCUUGAGACGUACCCGUGGGAUAGCCACUAUCUCCAAGCCGAUGAGAUCUUAGGAUAUCUCAAGCACGUUGUUAAGAAAUACAACCUGCGGAAGCACUUUCAACUCAAAACAGAGUUACUAGCUGCACAAUGGAGCGAUGAGGAGCGCAAAUGGUUCGUUACGCUGUCAACGAACGAAGUCCUCAAAGUCAAAUACCUUGUGACAGGGCUCGGCCUCCUAUCAAAAACCAAUUUCCCAAACAUCCACAACCUCGACAAAUAUGAAGGAGAACUCUACCACACAGCUAGAUGGCCCGAGAACGCGAACCUCAAAGGGAAGCGUGUAGGAAUCAUUGGCAACGGCUCCACGGGUAUCCAGGUCAUAACCGCACUUGGAAAAGCUGAGGAGGUCAAGCAACUGAUUUCCUUCCAACGCAACCCCCAAUACAGCGUCCCCGCUGGAAAUGGACCAGUCUCCGCCGAGCACCGCAAUCACGUCAACAAGACAUAUAGGGAAAUUUGGGACCAAGCUAAGAACAGCUUGUUUGCGUAUGGUUUCGAGGAGACCAAACGCCCGACCUUUAGCGUCACUCCCGAAGAGCGCGAGCAAAUCUUCGAAGAUGCUUGGCAGAAAGGGAAUGGUUUCCGCUUUAUGUUCUGGACUUUCAGCGAUAUCACUGUAAAUGAGGAAGCGAACAAGGUGGCCUGUGAGUUUAUUAGGAACAAGAUUCGCCAGACGGUCAAGGAUCCAGAGAAGGCUCGGAAGCUUUGUCCCACGGACUGGUAUGCCAGGAGACCUCUAUGUGACACUGGUUAUUACGAGCAGUUUAACCGUGAUAAUGUUGACGUCGUCGAUAUCAAGACGAACCCAAUCACCGAGCUAACACCAACCGGUAUCAAGACCGCGGACGGCACGCUUUACGAACUUGAUGUCAUCAUCUGUGCAACGGGCUUCGAUGCCGUUGAUGGUAACUACACACGUAUCGCGAUUCAGGGGCGAAACGGCCACACUUUGAAAGACCAUUGGGCUCAAACCGGACCGACAUCAUAUCUGGGAAUCUCUGUACCCCAGUUUCCCAACCUCUUCAUGAUCACCGGCCCAAAUGGACCAUUCUCAAACCUUCCUCCUGCGAUCGAAUGUCACGUCGAGAUCAUCUCCGACCUGAUUGCCACUGCAGAGAAGAGUUCCUCAACCCUGAUCAGGGCUCCUAAUGUUGCCAACGGAGUAAAUGAUACUAAAGUCACUGAUGGCAACAAUAGCUUCAAUGGUGUUAACAGACACGCGAACGGACUCACAAACAGUAUCACCUGCGAGAAUGGCAUUAUAGAGGCCGAACCUCACGCAGAAAAGCAGUGGACAGAGUUAUGUGACGAGAUGAGCUCGAAGAGUCUGUUCCGCAGAGUCGAUUCCUGGAUAUUUGGCGCCAACAUUCAGGGUAAGAAGACUACUUCUAUGUUUUGGUUUGGUGGGUUGGGUCCGUACAGAAAGACAGUGCAGAAGAUUCUAGAGGAUGACAUGAAGGGCUUCAAGCGGUUUUGAGGUUACGAUUCUGUUGAGAGAUUAACGGUGUUUAUUGAUGUGAAGGCCUCUACGAGUUUGUGCAAAGUUAUCAAUUCCUCG
Molecule: messenger RNA, 1948 nt
Organism: Pseudogymnoascus verrucosus
Lineage: Eukaryota; Fungi; Ascomycota; Leotiomycetes; Thelebolales; Thelebolaceae
Exons: 3
Coding region: 143-1867 (574 amino acids)
Molecular function (GO): flavin adenine dinucleotide binding; NADP binding; N,N-dimethylaniline monooxygenase activity
Source: RefSeq, a predicted model, not a curated record